Rhagoletis zephyria (snowberry fruit fly) is the source of this 1209-nucleotide messenger RNA. RefSeq names its product SAFB-like transcription modulator. The record is from RefSeq and is a predicted model, not a curated record. Lineage: Eukaryota; Metazoa; Arthropoda; Insecta; Diptera; Tephritidae.
AUGGCAAAAAUUCAGGACUUAAAGAUUGAGAAGCUGAAACAGGAGUUGGAAAAGCGUAAUUUGGCCACCUCGAGAAUAAAAUUGGAAUUGGUAUCCCGGUUGCGGGAGGUUAUGGAAGCUGAAGGCAUCGACGUGGACAAAUACGACUUCCAGGGCAAACCCGACGAUGCAUCCCCAAAGGACGAACAGAAGGGUGAGGCUGCUUGUUCGUCGAAGGAUAUGCAGCAGACAUCCGGGAAGGUUGAAGAAAUGUCAUCACAGCUGUCGUCACAGAUGCAUGCGCUGGAGACACGUAUAUCUUCCGUGGUAUCAGCGCAGGUGUCAUCGCAGGUGUCAUCCCGGUUAGAAACUCAGCUAGAGGUACAGGAGGCACACAUAUCAUUACAGCUGGAAGGACAGGAUGAAAAAAUUACCCAAAUACAGGACAAACUUGAAGAAAGACAGGAGAAAGUCGAAGCAAAGAUAGACGAAGUGGAANAUAAGAUGUCAUCACAGCUGUCGUCACAGAUGCAUGCGCUGGAGACACGUAUAUCUUCCGUGGUAUCAGCGCAGGUGUCAUCGCAGGUGUCAUCCCGGUUAGAAACUCAGCUAGAGGUACAGGAGGCACACAUAUCAUUACAGCUGGAAGGACAGGAUGAAAAAAUUACCCAAAUACAGGACAAACUUGAAGAAAGACAGGAGAAAGUCGAAGCAAAGAUAGACGAAGUGGAAGGUCGUCUUCGUGAUUUACAAUUGAAUCGUCCAGUAUUUAAGCUCCAGUUCGAAAAAACGGCUGCAGCAAAUCACUGGAGCAUGGAGGAUAAAUCCGCUGCACUGUUCAUUGCAUUAAAAGGACCUGCAGCGGAAAUCUUGCAGACUAUUCUUGAUUGUGAAAGGAACAGUUACGAUGCGUUAAUGGGUGCAGUAGAAAGACGUUAUGGUAGCGAGCACAGGAGACAGAUUUACCAGAUGGAGCUGGAGAAUCGCUGCCAAAAAGCCAAUGAGACUCUACAAGAAUUCGCUUCGGAGAUCGAGAGGUUGGCUCACAUGGCUAUUGCAGACGCAUCUGGUGAUCACCUAGAAAGGGUAAAAAUCCAGAGGUUCAUCAACGGAAUGCGGGACGGGUAUAACAAGCGAGAGACGUACGCGAAUCCAAAGCCAACAUUUGCUGAAACUGUCUCGUAUGCUCAGACGCGUGAAACGGCGGCGCUCCUAAGUAGACCAAAGUAG